Molecule: messenger RNA, 1744 nt
Organism: Nomascus leucogenys (northern white-cheeked gibbon)
Lineage: Eukaryota; Metazoa; Chordata; Mammalia; Primates; Hylobatidae
Gene: DIPK1C
Product: divergent protein kinase domain 1C
Source: RefSeq, a predicted model, not a curated record
GGGCCGGGCUGGCCAUGGCGCGGGCAGCGGGCGCGCGGGGCCCGACCGGGUGGUGCGGGAGGCGCUGGCGCUGCGGGCGGGGCGCGCUCCUCGCCUUCGCCGCGUGGACCGCGGGCUGGGUGCUGGCGGCCGCGCUGCUGCUCCGCGCGCACCCGGGUGUCCUCUCCGAGCGCUGCACAGACGAGAAGAGCCGGCGCAUCCUGGCCGCGCUGUGCCAGGACUACCGGGGCGGCGCGCUGGCCGGGGACCUCUGCGAGGACCUGUGUGUGGCGGGAAAGCUGCUGUUCCAACGCUGCCUGCACUACGACAGGGGCAAGAAGGUGCUGCAGGCCGACUGGCGCGGCCGGCCCGUGGUCCUCAAGUCCAAGGAGGAGGCCUUCUCCAGCUUCCCGCCCCUCAGCCUGUUGGGAGAGGAGGCAGGGGAGGGUGGCCAGGACAUCCCCGAGGCAGAACUCCUCCUGAUGGUGGCUGGGGAGGUCAAGAGCGCUCUGGGCCUGGAGUUGUCCAACAGCAGCCUGGGGCCGUGGUGGUCGGGCAGGCGGGGCCCGCGCUGGCGGGGACAGCUGACCAGCCUGUGGGCGCUGCUACAGCAGGAGGAGUACGUCUACUUCAGCCUGCUGCAGGACCUCAGCCCACACGUGCUGCCCGUGCUGGGCUCCUGCGGCCACUUCUACGCGGUGGAGUUCCUGGCCGCGGGCAGCCCCCACCACGGGGCACUCUUCCCCCUGGACCAGGCCCCAGGUGCCCCUGGGGGUGGCCAGGCCAAGGCCAUCAGUGACAUCGCACUCAGCUUCUUGGACAUGGUGAACCAUUUUGACAGUGACUUUUCCCACCGCCUCCACCUCUGCGACAUCAAGCCGGAAAACUUUGCCAUCCGGAGCGACUUCACAGUGGUGGCUAUUGAUGUGGACAUGGCCUUUUUUGAACCUAAAAUGAGGGAAAUCCUUGAGCAAAAUUGCACAGGAGAUGAAGACUGCAAUUUCUUUGACUGUUUUUCAAGAUGUGAUUUACGAGUCAACAAGUGCGGAGCGCAGCGCGUAAACAACAACCUGCAGGUCAUCUGUGACAAAAUAUUUCGCCAUUGGUUUUCUGCACCUCUCAAGAGCCCUGCGGUCUCUUUCCAGCUUCAGCUGCAGUUACAGGAGGCGGUGCAGGAAUGUGCAGACCCUGGGGUCCCCAGCGGGAACACCCGGAGAGCAGCCCCCAGCGUGUUCUGGAAGCUUCACCGACUCCUCCAGGCCACACUGAGGGAGCUGCAGGAGGCAGAGAAGUAGCCACUCUCUGGCCUUAAAGAUGCUCAGACAGGAAAAGUGACCUUCGCUGGAUUUCUUCUGCCAUUGUUUUAAAGAUGAGCCAUUUUCCCCCUGCUCUCUGGGGUGCUGUUCUGGCCUCCACAGCGUGGAUUGGCAAGUGCUGCUGCCAGAGACGGUGCUCCCUCGCUCUGGUCCCACCCUGGCCUCUGACCUGUCACCUUGUGUAAAAUGAGAGGAGGGAGGAGGUACAGACCUCCCUUCAGGAGGGCUCUCGGUCAGAAGACACAAACCUGUGUGCACUUAUUCUCUGCAGAGAGCACUUGUACCUGGUUAUCCCAGCACGAGUUCCAGCUGUUCUUUCCUGUAAAUCGUUACCACGUUAAAAAGUGUGUGUGUGUGCAUGCAAAUGAACGUGUAUGCCUGUGUCUGGGUGCAAAUGAGCAUGUGAGCAUGUGUGAGUGUGCCCAUGAGUGCAUGUGUGUGAGUGUGCC